ACUAUAUAAGAGGCGAGCUGCAAAACUUAUGACACAGUUGUAUAUCAUCAGUGGGUGGUAUACGCCAUUAACAAAAAAGCUAACGCAAAAUGUUCAAGUUCUUCGUAUUCUUCACCAUUUGCGCCGCCUUGGCCUCGGCCAACAUGGUGCGCGUGCCCAUUUACAAGAACUCCAACUACCGUAAGACACCCCAAUCCGUAAAAACCGAAACGGCUUACUUGCGCGGUAAAUACAAUGUUGCCGGUUUCCGUGCCACUGAGCAAUUGGAUAACGAGUUGAACAUGGAAUACUACGGCAAGAUCACCAUUGGUACACCACCACAGGAAUUCUUAGUACUCUUCGAUUCUGGUUCCUCAAAUUUGUGGGUGCCAUCAGCAUCCUGCCCUUACAGCAAUGUGGCCUGCCAGAUCCACAACAGAUAUAACUCCAGCGCUUCCAGCACUUAUGUAGCCAAUGGUGAAUACUUCUCCAUCCAAUACGGUUCCGGUAGUUUGUCUGGUUUCUUGUCACAGGAUACCGUCAGUGUAGCUGGACUAACCAUUAGCAAUCAAGUUUUCGCUGAAGCUAUGUUAGAACCUGGUACCAGCUUCGUUUACUCAAAUUUCGAUGGCUUAAUGGGUAUGGCUUUCCAACAAAUUUCUAAUGACAACGUAGUGCCACCAUUCUACAACAUGUGGUCUCAGGGUUUGAUAAGCGAGAAUUUGUUCUCCUUCUAUUUGGGACGUGCUGGAUCCUCGUCUCAAGGUGGUGAAAUGAUUUUGGGUGGUUCUGAUUCCAGCCUCUACCAAGGUAGUCUCACCUAUGUGCCCAUCUCUGAACAAGGUUACUGGCAAUUCGCAAUGGAUGGCGGUAGCAUUGGUGGUCUUGUCUUGUGCGACGGUGGUUGCCAAGCCAUCGCCGAUACUGGCACCUCUCUCAUUGUUGCUCCAUACUACGGUUAUGUCGUAUACAUGAGCAUCGUAGAUCCCGAUGGUGAUGGUUUAAUUGAUUGUUCAGCCGUCAGCUUCCUUCCCGAUUUGGAAUUGGUCAUUGGCGGUACGACCUUCACCGUUCCAGCUUCGCAAUACGUUAUCGAAUCUGAGGGACAAUGCUCACCUGCCAUUAGCUACAUGGGUACUGACUUCUGGAUCUUGGGUGAUAUCUUUAUUGGCAUGUACUACACCGAAUUCGAUAUGGGCAAUAACCGUAUUGGCUUUGCUCCAGUCGCAUAAGUAUUUUCGAAAAAUUGGAAAAUUGUUCGUUGAAUAAAUUGAGAUGUAAUAUUUGAAUGAGAAAAAA
Bactrocera oleae (olive fruit fly) is the source of this 1278-nucleotide messenger RNA. The record is from RefSeq and is a predicted model, not a curated record. NCBI's taxonomy places the organism in Eukaryota, Metazoa, Arthropoda, Insecta, Diptera, Tephritidae.